Myotis lucifugus (little brown bat) is the source of this 2864-nucleotide messenger RNA. It is a transcript of the gene FKBP9, whose product is annotated as FK506 binding protein 9. The record is from RefSeq and is a predicted model, not a curated record. The transcript has 10 exons. Lineage: Eukaryota; Metazoa; Chordata; Mammalia; Chiroptera; Vespertilionidae. Gene Ontology annotation, molecular function: peptidyl-prolyl cis-trans isomerase activity; calcium ion binding. The coding region runs from base 143 to 1684 and encodes 513 amino acids.
GUGCCCGCGCACCGUGCGCAGCGGCGACUUCGUGCGCUACCACUACGUGGGGACCUUCCCCGACGGCCAGAAGUUCGACUCCAGCUACGACAGAGACUCCACUUUCAACGUGUUUGUGGGGAAAGGACAGCUGAUCGCAGGGAUGGACCAGGCCCUGGUCGGGAUGUGCGUGAACGAGAGGCGGUUUGUGAAGAUCCCCCCCAAGCUUGCUUACGGGAGUGAAGGCGUUGCUGGUGUGAUCCCCCCGGACUCACUGCUGCAUUUUGACGUUCUUCUGAUGGAUAUUUGGAAUUCGGAAGAUCAGGUUCAGGUUCACACUUACUUCAAGCCCCCGAGCUGCCCUCGGACCAUCCAGGUGUCCGAUUUCGUUAGGUAUCACUACAACGGGACGUUCUUGGACGGGACACUGUUCGAUUCCAGUCAUAAUCGCAUGAAAACAUAUGACACCUACGUGGGAAUUGGCUGGCUGAUUCCUGGGAUGGAUAAAGGGCUGCUGGGGAUGUGUGUGGGGGAAAAGCGCAUCAUCACCAUUCCUCCUUUUCUGGCCUACGGAGAAGAUGGAGACGGGAAGGACAUUCCUGGGCAGGCAUCGCUGGUGUUCGAUGUUGCCUUACUGGACCUGCACAACCCCAAGGAUGGCAUUUCCGUCGAGAAUAAGGUGGUCCCUGAGAACUGCGAGCGCCGCAGCCAGAGCGGGGACUUCCUCAGGUAUCACUACAACGGCACGCUGCUGGACGGCACCCUCUUUGACUCCAGGUCACAGUCUUCGGGGACCGGCGGCCUCUGUCUCCUGCUGCCUCCCCGUGCUGACGGAUGUCACAGCUGUGGUGUCCCUUGUGAGGAACUCUGUGUGUUCUUUUCUAGCUACUCACGGAACCGCACCUUCGACACGUACAUCGGGCAGGGCUACGUGAUUGCCGGGAUGGACGAAGGUUUACUGGGUGUUUGCAUCGGCGAGAAGCGGAGGAUCGUGGUCCCCCCUCACCUGGGGUACGGGGAGGAUGGGAGAGGGAACAUCCCUGGCUCGGCCGUGCUGGUGUUUGACAUCCACGUGAUCGACUUCCACAACCCUUCCGACUCCAUCAGCGUCACGUCCCACUACAAGCCCCCCGACUGCUCAGUGCUGAGUAAGAAGGGGGAUUACCUCAAGUACCACUACAACGCCUCGCUUCUGGAUGGGACCCUGCUGGACUCCACGUGGAAUUUAGGCAAAACGUAUAAUAUUGUCCUGGGGUCUGGACAAGUGGUGCUGGGAAUGGACAUGGGGCUCCGGGAGAUGUGCGUCGGGGAGAAGCGGACAGUGAUCAUCCCGCCACACCUGGGCUACGGGGAGGCUGGCGUGGAUGGAGAAGUGCCAGGCAGUGCCGUGCUGGUGUUUGACAUUGAGCUGCUGGAGCUGGUGGCCGGCCUGCCGGAGGGGUACAUGUUCAUAUGGAACGACGAGGUGUCAUCCAACCUCUUCGAAGAAAUCGACAAGGACGGCAACGGAGAAGUCCUCCUGGAAGAGUUCUCGGAGUACAUUCAUGCCCAGGUGGCAUCCGGCAAAGGGAAGCUCGCUCCCGGCUUUGAUGCUGAGAUGAUUGUGAAGAAUAUGUUCACCAACCAGGACCGCAACGCAGACGGCAAGGUCACGGCCGAGGAGUUCAAGCUCAAAGACCAGGAGGCCAAGCACGAUGAACUCUGAGCCCGAGGAGCCCCGUGUGUGACGCCAAGCCCCGUGGCGGCGGAGCGUGCUGGGAGGGCGCCAGGCUCUCUCGGAAGGUGAAUUGUCAGCAAGUGCAGGUGGCCACACAUCAAGGCUGGGUCGAUACACACGUGAGAAUUUUAGGCCAAACGCCAGGGUGUUAGACUGCAUCGGUGGGAGGGGCCUUCGCACGGGCUGUGUGGGAUACUGAAAAGGCGGCGCUGCCAACCAUGUUCUGCGGGCCUUCCGGGUAGUUUUGUUAUUAAGGGAAAAUAGAGUCGUAUAGAAGUUAUAACCAUCCUGCAGGGAACAGAAGAAAAAAUCCAGGAUAUCUGUGUAAAGAGGAUUAAGACAAAAUUUUUUUUUAACUUGCUGGUGUUUUAUAAGCGUUGUCCGGACGGGCAGGAAAAGCAAAGGGCAUGCCCAGUGGGGUUCCCAGAAAGCCCCCGAAAACUUCUCAGCGGCCUGUACAGUACCUUCUGGUUGGCCCAGCCUUCACCUCCUCCUCCACACACACACACACACACACGCACACACACGCACACACACACACACACACACACACACACACGCUUUUCUACUUAAUCGCCCCAUGCCCUUGUGGUCCUCCGAUUGGUUGGGUAGCUUGGAGGUGAAAAAUUGGGGACCACACAAAAGGCAUGGAGGCCCACGGGUAGAGAACGUGACUGCGUCUGCCACGCGAGAGCACCUGCUUCACCGUCUCAGCCCCGUCACUCUGCCCCGAGUCCUUUGAUCAGAUAGAUGCGUGCAGGGCCCGCGGCCGAGCCGAGCUGCAGAGCGUCUCCCUGUGGCCCAGGUGGCCAUGUCUUCCCAGCCGAUGAGCAUAAACAAGGGGACAGGCUGCUCCUCUGCCUCCUGGAGAGGGAGGGCCCCGAGGCCCGGGCCUCGCUCUGCGUAACAAGGACCCUGCCCCCCGGGGCCCGUCCACGUUGUGCCCUGAACACCUUGCUGUCUUAUCUCCUCUGUUCCCCACCGGUGAUGGCACCGCCUCCCCUCCCCGAAGUGACCCACGCUUUUCCUUCUGAAACGGCUUUCUGUUACUAAUUUAAACUGUUUUGUACUGAUGUAGCUCUGAGGUAGUCCACGAAAACGCCAUGCACUCGUUCAAUUGAAUGUUGGAAAACCCAUCUUUUCGUAUAUAAAACGUUGAAUUCUCUCA